CGUCCCCUUACACGACCCCACGACAACAUCAUGUCCGAGCCUUAUGACCCCUACCUCCCCCGCGGCGGCUCCUCUUCCAACCCUCCCGGCGGUGCUGGGAAUGCGAAGACGGCCGCCAUCCAGGCUCAAAUCGACGACACUGUGAACAUUAUGAGGGACAACAUCACCAAGGUUACAGAGCGACAGGAGAGGCUCGAUUCGCUGCAGGACAAGACAGACAACCUUGCGGUCUCGGCCCAAGGCUUCCGUCGCAAUGCCAACCGUGUCCGGAAGAAUAUGUGGUGGAAAGACAUGAAAAUGCGGCUCAUCAUUGGUGUAGCCAUCGCUAUCAUCAUCGUCAUCAUCGUCGUUUCCAUCGUCAAGGCCACAAAGCACUGAAAGAGCGCCACUCCGCUCUUCCCUCCCCUUCCCCGCGCCCCUCCCCGACCAUCCCGCGCGCUCUCCCUGUUCUUAUUCCCGUAAUACGUCUGCCCUAUCCCCGGUGCAUCCGUUGGAUGUGAUGUGUUGUGUUGUACCUAUGCGCAAAUACUCAUAGUUCUUUUCUUUCUGGUCUUCGCCUUCCUGCCCAUCCGUUGCUGCAUCGCCUCUCGCCGGCCCGAUCAACGCUUACAAAUUGUUGCUGAGAGGAGGGCGGUGCAGCUGCUCGUUCGGGCAACAGUUGGUGUGGGCGUGGGCGUAGCGUUGGUUCGUUCGGCUUACAUGGCUUCAUUUUCUAUGGACAGGUGUCUUGAUUCUCUUUCUGUUCAAAAAUGUUUUUUCUUGCUGUU
This is a messenger RNA of Heterobasidion irregulare TC 32-1, 767 nucleotides long. RefSeq lists its product as uncharacterized. Gene Ontology annotation, biological process: vesicle-mediated transport; vesicle fusion. Gene Ontology annotation, molecular function: SNAP receptor activity; syntaxin binding. The coding region runs from base 31 to 378 and encodes 115 amino acids. The record is from RefSeq and is a predicted model, not a curated record. Gene Ontology annotation, cellular component: plasma membrane; SNARE complex. The transcript is spliced from 7 exons. Lineage: Eukaryota; Fungi; Basidiomycota; Agaricomycetes; Russulales; Bondarzewiaceae.